Messenger RNA from Rhipicephalus microplus (southern cattle tick), 581 nucleotides. RefSeq names its product large ribosomal subunit protein mL62-like. Lineage: Eukaryota; Metazoa; Arthropoda; Arachnida; Ixodida; Ixodidae. Gene Ontology annotation, molecular function: translation release factor activity, codon nonspecific; peptidyl-tRNA hydrolase activity. Gene Ontology annotation, biological process: mitochondrial translational termination. Gene Ontology annotation, cellular component: mitochondrial large ribosomal subunit. The record is from RefSeq and is a predicted model, not a curated record.
GUAGUUACAAAUUUGCAAAAUGGCAGCUUUGCGUCGGCUCGCGUGUUCCGCAGCAAUGCGGCCGACGUUUCUGACAUGGUGCAGGUCGUACAAGAGCGACAUAAGCCUCGACAAACUCUACCCAUCAAGCGGAGAAAACGCGACGCAGUCGCCGCCUCUCGAAGGAGGCGUGAACAUGAAAGACGUUCAGAUCUACGACCACGACCCGACGAACCCGUACCGGGUGGAGAUUCGCGUGCACUUGGACUCGACGCAGUGGAUUUCGCAGGAGGCCAAGCAAAGACUGCGACAAGAGUGCAAGCCGUUCAUCGACAGUCACGGCAACCUAGUGCUCCACUCGGACAAGACUCGCAAGAAGUCGGUCAACGUGGCCGACUGCUUGGACAUGUUGCGAUGCAUGCUGCGCGAAGUGUCGCGACCUCCGCCCGAAAACAUUCCGGAGACGAGGUUAACGUUGCGCGCCAAGCACGAAAGACUGGCGGCGGCUCGUUUGCGAAUUCCCAGGGUCCCCGCGGCGGCGUCGAACAGCGGCGUAUCUUCGUGAACUACUGUUUAAUAAAAGUUGCCUUGUAGAUAGAACA